This is a messenger RNA of Zymoseptoria tritici IPO323, 1017 nucleotides long. RefSeq lists its product as uncharacterized. The transcript has a single exon. The annotation marks the transcript as partial. NCBI's taxonomy places the organism in Eukaryota, Fungi, Ascomycota, Dothideomycetes, Mycosphaerellales, Mycosphaerellaceae. The record is from RefSeq and is a predicted model, not a curated record.
UGGCCAGCUGGACACGUCGGACAUCUCAGCGAUUCGCAAACCUCAGCCCUCGAAAAGUUCAAGCAACUCUGCCAGGAAAAAGGCUACUACACGCCGUCGAAGGACAGCACUCCCGCGAGCCACGAUGACGAGACAAUGCUGCGCUAUCUGCGCGCGAGAAAGUUUGUGCCCAACGACGCGUUCACACAAUUCAAAGACACAGAAGAUUGGCGACAAGAGACAGGCCUCGAGAAUCUGUACGAGACAAUCGAUAUUCAAGAGUACGAGGCGACAAGGAGAUUAUACCCACAAUGGACAGGCCGAAGAGACAAUCGCGGCAUUCCCCUCUACGUCUUCGAAGUCGCGAAUCUCAACACCAAAGCAUUGACUGCAUAUGAAAAGGACGACGACGCGAAGGCGAAGAAGGCAGAUAAGAAGAGCAAGGCGCCGAAAAAGAUGAUCAGACUCUUCGCUCUCUACGAGAACAUGUGUCGCUUCGUCCUCCCUCUCUGCGCCGCGAUUCCCAAUCGUCCUAACAUUGAAACGCCCGUCAGUCAAAGCAGCAACAUUGUCGACAUCUCGAAAGUCAGUCUCCGUCAGUUUUGGAACCUUCGCGGCCAUCUCCAGGAUUCGAGUGCAUUGGCGACAGCACAUUACCCGGAAACUCUCGACCGCAUCUUCGUCAUUGGCGCUCCCGGCUUCUUCAAUGUCAUCUGGGAUUGGGCGAAAUCCUGGUUUGAUCCCAUCACCGUCGCGAAGAUUCAAAUUGUGCCCGAUAAGCAAAUGCUCGAGACCCUCUCGCGAUUUAUACCCGUUGAGAAUAUUCCCAAGAAGUACGGUGGAAAGCUGGAUUGGUCGUUCGGAGACAUGCCGCACUUGGAAGCGGACAUUGCAAAUGCGAUGAGGUGGAAGGAUGAGACAAUGGAGAGAAAUUUCAAGACAUUUCCUAUUGGACCCAUUAAGUGGAUGCAUGAUGACGAGGGAGAUCUGGUGGCUAUGGCUAUCGGGAGUGAAGGUGGGCAGAAGAGGCAGAAUGUC